GCAUUCUAGGAGGUUUAUCUCGAGGUCUUUGUAGAUUUCGUUCUUUUUGAGAAUAUGUAUCAUGAGAGAGGACUUGCGUCGGAGGUACUAAGCAACGCGCGGCGAGGACAUGAACAGAGUGCAGGAGAGACUCGUGCGACGCGGACCGGUUGCAUUUUCUUGACUUCUCAGGUUAAGCAGAGCUGGAGGCGUUCAUCACGACUAAAGCUAGCGAGUCGAGAGUCGUCUGACCAGAUGAAUUUUCACUGUGAACCGCGUCCUCUGCCUGCUCAAAACUUCGAUCGAGCAACAGGAGAGCGAUUCUCGGAGUCGCUGUCGCUCCGCGUAUUCGCCGCUCUUCCAGUUCCUUGUCUCUGUUUCACUCUCUGCAUACGUCGGGCGACAAGGCCGAACGAGCAUUGGAUUCAACGGCUGUUCUGCUCUUCACGGCCGCCACAUGCAAUGCGCGAAAGGCGUAGUAGAGACACACAAACGACGUAGGUGUGUGAGGAACCAACUGUUGCGAACAAGCCGCCUCGAGAAGAGAAACUCCAACUGCUAACUGCUAGUGCCUCCGCGUCCGCCAUCCCUUCUUUUCCAGAGUCUUUUCCUCUCGCCGUCGCCAAGAUGUUCACGGGGACGUGGAACGCGGUGAGGCGCCACAAAUGGGCAUUCCUGACUGGCGGCAGCGCCGCCGCGGGGCUCGUCUACCUCGGCCGCCAGGUGUACGUACAGUACAAACAGCUGUCGGCGAUGCUGGAAGACACGGACGACUUAGAUCGCCUCCUCGCCUCGCUCCUGGGCCUGAACCCAGAGGAACUUCCCCCCCCCCACGGCAGUCGCCACAGAACUCCAGAACGCGAAGACAACAGAGAAGACGGAGAGAUCCGACAGCCAGGAGAGAAGGGAGAACAAGAAGUCGAAAAGCGCGCCGAAGGCGCCGAAGGCGCCGAAGGCGCCUCGCGAGACGCAGAGACCCCUGCGGUUUCUUUCUCUGCGUGGGCUGCGUCUUUGACUUCUCCGCUUUCCUCGUUCUUCGAGAAGCUGGGUGUCUCCUUCUCUCGUCGCGAGAACAGAGCGACGCCGCGCGCGAGCGCGUCUGCCGAGUGGCAGGUCGUUCUCCAUUUUCUACGGACUCAGCGUCUGGCCGACAGGUCGGUGUGGGAACUGCGAGAGGAGAUCCGAGGCGUCGUCGACGUCGCCUUUGACAUAUCGCACUACACGGCGCUUUUGAGAGAUCCUGCGUCCUCGCGGACUCUCUCACCUGUCGCCAAGCGCCGCUGCUUCUUUCACAUGGGCGUCGAAAUCUACGCGCGAACAUUGAUGGCCAUUUACCUCCUCGUCCUCCUCGUCGUUCUCCACCGCGUCCAAGUCAACAUCGUCGCGCGCCAGACCUUCUACGGUGUCUACACACCCGGAUUCGCCUUGAGUCGCGAGGGCCGAGGCUCUGGAGACUCGGGAGGCGCUCGCGCGGCCUCCGGAUCGUGUCGACAGAGACGCAGACCAAGUGGAAGCUGCGACGCGAGGAACGGAGGCGUUGGGGACUCCGCGGCUGCCUCGGGGGCUUCCCCUCGAAGGCGAGAAGAGAACGAAGGCGAAGGCGAACGCGGCGCGGACGAGGCAGGCGAAGGAGAUGAGAGAGACGACCGAGACGAGGCGGAAAAACUGGACCAAGAAGACGAGGAGGAUGGAAGAGACACGAUCACUUUGGAAGAGUUGAAUGCUGCGAACUACUUGUUUCUGACCACGACGAGAUCUCUGUUGUCGUCUCAAACUGCCCUCGAUCUCAUUGCAGUGGAAAUCCACCGAGCCUCGCGGCAGGUGCUCCGAGAUGUCCAGCCUGAGGGGGUGCUUUCUUCCAAAGAUCUUCUUCACCUUCUUCUCCUCAUCCUCGUGACUGCACACACGCGCAUUCUCAGACGCGCGGAAACUGGAGACCUGCCUCAGAAGAGACGCAGACCCUCUCGCCACAGGUCACUCGACAGCGAAAGCGACGAAGAAGACGAAGAGGAAGAAGAGGAAGAGGAAGCAGGCGAAGAAGAGGAAGACCGCGACGGUGCAGAAGAAAAAGGAGAGAGGGAACGAGGAAGGAGUUCCGUGCUGCGGUGCCGUGGUUUGGCUGCACUGCUUUUGCCGGAGAGUCAGGAUUUAUUCGACGCCUCUUUCGAAGAAGCGCGAGUGUCUCAGGUCUCUGUGGCUGGAGAAAGGCGACAGGGCGCAUGUUCGCCGACCCAGAGGAUCCAGUCCAGUCCUUCUCCGUCUCCUCAAGCUGGCUCUGACGAAGCUCCCUGUGUCUCCGACCUGCGAAGAAACCCCAUUGUCUCUGCCCUCGUCGAGGCCCAGCUCGCGGAGGCCAGAGAUCUCUUGGAAGCGCCUGCAUGUGCAGAAGCGACCGCUGACGCCGUGACAGCGGCCCUGUGGCUGGCUGUCCAGUGUCUCCAAGGGUGUCUUCUCCAGGCUGGCCUCGCGGUCGCGGCGUCCCCGAGCUCCGCGCUCGACGCCGGUGUCUCGCGCAACUCCUUCUCGCUUUCUUCUUCCGCCUCGUCUUCUCUUGAAAAGGUCUCUCGGCUCUCUCAGCUGUCUCAGGACGCGGCCGCUUCUCCAGUGUGCGUUGAGGUACGAGAAGAGAAGGCUCGCGUGGAGGUGACGACUUCGUCAAAGAGAGAACAGAACAGCCUGUACCCUGACCUCCUUAACUUGUCUGGACGCGAAGGCACUCGAGGAGACAGCCGCCUGAGACUUCCGGCCACCCGCGACAGCUGCUGGGCUCCCACGGUCUGCCGUUUCGCGUUUGCGCGGACUUUCGGACGGAUCUGCCAGCUCGCUGACUUCGUUCUCGGGUCUCCCCAGACGACUCGGGUGGACGACGAGGCCUGGAAACGCGUCUCCGAAGAAAGAACGCGACCUCGUCUCGACGAAGAGGAGAAGACCCCCGACGGCAGGUUCGCAGCCUCAGCGAAGGCGAGGAGAGGGAAGACGAAGGCCGUCCGGAAGGAGGGCCAAAGUGUCUCAGAGACAGAGAGAGUGGAGGAGACAGAGAAAGUGGAGGAGACAGAGAGCGACGUUCUCGCCUUCGUCGCGCGGCUGCCGGCGAUUGAGGAGUUUUCUUCCUUCGCCUUCUUCCCCACCGCGACGGAGGACGAGCUGGACGCCGUCCGCGCACUGCUGACGGCUGCGCGAGAAAAGGAGACAGUGGAGACGCGGCGUUUCCUGCUGCCUGUGGGGCGCCUUAGCGAACGAAGAGGCCCAGCCUUCAGGCACAUGGCCCAGAUGCAGCGAGAGGUCCAGAAGCAGCUCCUCUUGGCUUCUCUCCGCGAGGAGCAGGAUCUGAGGACGCGCAGAAAGCAACGAGAAGAUGCCCGAAAGAGGGAGAGAAGACGCCGAGUCGAGGCGAAGGGACGCAAGGAGACAUGUGAGGUGUGCGAGACUCCAGAGACUCCAGAGCCCCACACUGACGGAGAAUCCUUGCAUGCAGGCAGCGAGAAAAAACGCAAAGAAGGAGAGGCUUUGAGUUGUCGGUUGCCAGGGAGGGACGCGGUGCACUCGUCGCCAGAAAAGAAGGGAGGCGUCGAGAAGGAGGAGGAGGGAACCGGACGCUUGAGCUUCGGGGAAGAUCGUAUUUCCGCCGCUGUCUCAGACUCUCCGCUGAAGGCGCCUCCAGCAUGCAGAAGGUUGAACAAAGCAACGGGGAAAAUGCAAGAAGGCUCCGAGCGCCGUCAAGGGUGCUUCGCGCCUGCGGAGAGACAUGCGGCCUCCAGGGUGUCGCCCGAGGUAGGGCGAGUCCCCAGGGGCAUCGAGAGAGAGGCGACCGGCGGGUGUGGGGAGAAGGCGAGGGAAGAAGAGAAAGGAAAAGAGGCCUCUUCGCGUUCGCUUCUUUCUUCUGAAGCGCAGGUGCUCGACGACGCUUCGGCCGGUGCGUUGGACGGCAAGAGAGACGACUUGUGCGCUCCAGAAACGCCAGGACUGCCUCCCUCGUUUCUCGGGAGGGAGAGAACGGAGCCUGCUGCAGGCUUGUCUCCUUCGGCGACAGACGGCGAGAAGAACGGAGAGAAAGGAGACGCCCUGACUCCCGACGAAGAAGGAUUUCUCGACUGCCAGCGCGUGGAGUCGGAGCUUUCGCUGGACGUACACCUGAUUGAGAGCCGCCUCAGCUCGCGGGGCCCUCUGGACUCUUGGACGGGGGCUGAGGUGUCUCUGGCGUCUUCCUUCGCAGACAGGAGACCCCACAAACGGGAGGCCGAACGCAGCGGAAAAGAAGAUAGGAAAGAUGGGGACGAGAAAGCGAAAGGAGACCAGGGAAGCCCUGACGAACGCGGAGCAAAAACCCUUGGCGCUUGCGGCGAAGUCGGCGGGGCAGUGUAUGCAUGCGAGAAGCGGAAGGAAGAAGGCUCAAGAGUGAGAAAGUCGGCAGGAAACGAGGAGAGAAAGAACGCAUCUCCAGAGCGCGGAUCUCUGACAGAAGGCGACAAAAGGAGAGACGACGAAAGGAGAGACGACGAAAGGAAGGGUGGCGAAGACAAGAAGGGAGAGCAGGGUGGACCUGGGAGAGAGAACAUCGAAACUGAGAGGUUGCAGAACCGUGCAGAGCGAGAGGACGAGGUAGGGAGAGGAGGCGCGACAGGAGAGAGCGGAUGAAGAUGCCCCGAGAAAACGCCUCUUGCUUCGCCUCAGAGCAUGCAGCCAACGAACUGCAAUCCGGCGUCCAGCUGUGAACUGUCGAGUGUAAAUAUUCCAGUCCCGAUUCAAGGCAGUCUGAUUUUCCAGAGCAAUUUUUGUAGAGGCGAGAUCGAACAUGGCAAGGAGGGGGUGGGGUAGGUUUGAAGAGAAGCCUUGGACGAGACUGGCCAGGUGGUACAGUGUGCUGUCGGCAGUCCUCUGGGCAGGUGAA
Messenger RNA from Toxoplasma gondii ME49, 4867 nucleotides. RefSeq lists its product as hypothetical. The transcript has a single exon. Lineage: Eukaryota; Apicomplexa; Conoidasida; Eucoccidiorida; Sarcocystidae. The record is from RefSeq and is a predicted model, not a curated record. Bases 607 to 4614 code for a protein of 1335 amino acids.